GUAGCUACAAGGGCAGUGCCUCAAGAAGGAAUAAUUAGUGAAGCUAGUCAUCAGCAAAUGAAUAGGCUUGCAUAAAUACUAAACCCACAUUCUUUGCUUUUGCUCUUGGAGUCUGGCAACCUUGAGUCUCGGUGUGCCUGACUGAACCAGAGGAGGGGGAGGCCCAGCUGUGGUUGCUGGCUGACUUUGGUUUUGGGAGGUCCUGUUCCCCCACAUCACUUUUUCUUGACUUCCAGAGAAACACCACCAACUUAUGGCAGCAGUGUUGGCCACACGACCAAUGGGCACUGUUUAAUCAUCCCAAGUGUCACUGACAGAAGCACCCAUUGUAAAAUUUUAUCUUGUCUUUGCAUGAGACAGGGGCUCCAUGGCUUAGGAGACAGGAGCAGGGAUGGCUGACUCCACAGGUGAUCCAGAGACAGUCAAAGACAUGGAAGAUCUGACAAAAGGGUUGGAGGAGUUCUGUGAGAGCUCUAAGGAGUGGAGAGAGGAGGCACCGCUGCUUUCAUACUUAGAACAGCAUAAUCACCUUGUCUCUAUACUGAAGAAGAAAGUGGAUGACACACGUGAAUGCUGCAGAGACCUGGAGCAGCUCAACAUGGAGCUGAAGAAACUGAGGGCAGAGGAUGCUGUGAAAAUUAAAACCCAGACCCAGGGUAUUCAGUAUUUGGAGGGGCGCUUCAUGGGUCUGGUCAAAAACCACUGAAAGAUGAUCCAGUUCAAAAACAAACACAAAAAACGGCACGUGCAGCUGUGGGAGGAGAACAAGCACCUGUGGCAGGACAGGGAAGCACUCUUCAGGCAGGCUGUGAGGGAGAAGGAAGCUGAAGUACUCCGGCUGGCAGCCCAGGCCAGGAAGCUCUCACAGCAGUUAUGCUCCUUGCAGGAGAAAUAUGCUUAUGAGAGUCACAGAGCCUGGGAGUGAGAGAAGGAGUUUCUGGAAGCUCAGAGCCAGCAAGCAGAUGCCUAUGCCUGGGAGGAGGAUUCACUGAAGAAGCAGCUGCAGCUCCUACAGGAGAGGCACCAACAAGCUGCUGCAAGGGCUGAGCAGGCAGAUCAGCAGAGGGCUCAGGGCAGCAAGCUGGAAAGGGCACAUGAAGAGAAAGAGCAGCUACGGAACCUGGCCAUGGAAAGGAGCAAAGCUCUUCAAGAUAAGGAGAUUCAGAAGCUGGAGAAGCUAGAGACCGUGGAAGAAGUCUUGCAGAGGGCAGGAAGGUGCCUUGAGAAAGAGGCAGCAGCAGCAGACAAAGAUCUGAAGGUUCAAGAGCUCCUAGGACAGCUAGAGCACAGCAAGCAGGCGUACAAUGAACUCUUGCUGCGGUUCAAUGCUUACAGAAAGCACAGUAUGGAUUUGCUGACUAAAGAGAGAGCUGUGAAUGUCAAACUCUGUCACUUUGUUGCAUAACUGCAGUUUUUUCUCUGUUCUCCUCUCAACAGGUGCCUCUAUGGUAACACACCCCCCUGAAUUUUGUUCCUCUCCAUGGGACCAUCCUCUGAUUUCUUUAUAGUGUCCUCACCAGCUUAAACCCUCCUCCACUGACAGUUCUGUAACCUUUUUGUCAUUACACUUUUAUGAAUGUAAGUUGCCACACUCUUAAAUCUGAACAUGGAUCAUUGAACCAGUCAAACACGUGACAUGAAUGAUUAGGGUGGAAAACAUAAAUUUUAAUUUGAUUUAUUUCAUGCUAAUCUCUGUUGAAUCAUAGGUUUUUUAUUGUUAAAUCACUUUAUUUUUCAUGAUGACUGAAAGCUUGAUCUCUUAGCCUUUUGUAUUUGAUUCUGCUUUGAAGUUCAACACAGGCUGAGCACAUAGUGGCUCUGAGGCCUCAAGAAAGAAAUGAUACCUUGCAAUAUCUCUGAAAUUCUCUAAAUUCAGGGAUAUAACAGGUAAUCUAAUAAUAUCAUAAAACAAGUGAUUCUCAAGCAAAUUACUGUUUAUAGUUUUCUAGUAGUCUGACAGAUUUCUGCAGUCAUUUAAACCCUAUUUAAUGCCAGAGUAGUAUUUAUAUCCCCAUUCAGCUCAGAAUAAAUUGUCAAGUCUUUUGGAUGAUUUCAAUCUGUUCUUUGGAAUACGAUGAUGUUCUAGAUGUUCACUAGGGAUUUUUUUCCUGUUUUAAGCUGUUUUCUGCAGAUAAAUAUUAGUGAUACACUCUUCCAUUUUGUGCAUGUCUGGCAGUUUUUGACAAAAAGAAAAAUCUUUCCUGUCAGCACUGUUGGGAUACAGAGACCUCCCACUCUCUCUUGCUUGUCUCCUAGGCAAGAAGGAAGUUUUUUGCUGCUGAGAUUAAGCUCCUGCUCUUUAUAUCUCCAACAAAAAAAAAACAAACAACACCAAAACAACCCAAAAAGCCAAAACAACCACCAUGACAGGUCAAACAGCAUUCCCCACCUGGGCUGUAGGCAGCUGCCUUCAGAGUACCUCAAGUUCUUUGCCGCAUGCUUAUACCUUGGGAUAACUCAAGAAUUUAGAUAAUGGAUUGAGUAUUUCUUGGUCCUGAGUAUCUGCAAGCCACAUGACAGUAUCAGACUUGGUAUCUAUUGCAGUCAUUUACAGAAAUGACCAGAAGCAGCAGGUCAGGAGGCCAGUGACCAGUUCAUCUCAAAGACUGGCUGAAGGCAG
This is a messenger RNA of Cyanistes caeruleus (blue tit), 2620 nucleotides long. It is a transcript of the gene CCDC89, whose product is annotated as coiled-coil domain containing 89. The record is from RefSeq and is a predicted model, not a curated record. NCBI's taxonomy places the organism in Eukaryota, Metazoa, Chordata, Aves, Passeriformes, Paridae.